Pyrus x bretschneideri (Chinese white pear) is the source of this 992-nucleotide messenger RNA. Its product is annotated as PLAT domain-containing protein 3-like. Gene Ontology annotation, molecular function: protein binding. The coding region runs from base 1 to 552 and encodes 183 amino acids. The record is from RefSeq and is a predicted model, not a curated record. The transcript is spliced from 2 exons. Lineage: Eukaryota; Viridiplantae; Streptophyta; Magnoliopsida; Rosales; Rosaceae.
AUGACAAGUUUCCGCUUCACGGAGACCCUUAUGGCGAUCGCCCUCUUCUUCUCUACAGCAGCUGGAAAUCCUUAUGACAAAUGUGUGUACACAAUUUAUGUAAAGACGGGAUCGAUCAUCAAGGCAGGCACAGACUCAAAGAUAAGCAUGACCCUCGGUGAUUUCUCCGGCCGGUCUGUAUGGGUGCCGGAUCUUAGGUCAUGGGGCCUAAUGGGGCCACACUACGACUACUUUGAGCGUGGCAACCUGGACGUGUUUAGCGUACGUGGUCCAUGCAUGGAUGCACCAGUGUGCCGGCUCACGCUCACCUCCAACGGGUUUGGUGCACACGCCGGGUGGUACUGCGACCAUGUGGAGGUUACUGCCACGGCGCCUAACACUGCAUGUUCGAAAUCCAUAUUCUAUGUUCAACAAUGGUUGUCCAACGAUGUUGCUCCAUAUCAGAUGACUGCAACUCGCGAUGCAUGUAAUCCGUGGAAUGUCAAUGCCGGUGCAGAUCAGCGGGGGAAAGAUGGGAAGUUUGUUGUGGAGUAUCCCAAGAGAUAUGCUUGAUUGUUAUUUGUUGGGAUGAAUAAUGACUAGUUGAAUAGAAGUAUUUAAUUUGGUGCUUUGGUUUGUCGGGAUUAUUUAUUUUUUAUUUUUUAUUUGGAUCCGAAAAUGUUUUGUUGUUCUUUUCUACUUAGAGGAAAUGGUCCUGAUCUGUAGUUGGGAGUUUGUUUUUUCGGAGGCUUAAUUAUCAUUAAUCUAUGAAAAAUUAACAAUGUUGAUCUCAUUUUGUUCAUUCACUAUUCCAAAUACAAGUUAGUUCGCUUCACCAUUCACGGGUAAACUUAAUUUUGGUCACUGACAUUGAUGUGGUAAUGCUCUAGGUUCGAUAGUGUAAAAUGUGAACUACUUGAUUGUGGCCAUAAGUAAGGUGUAAUUCCCAACUAGCCUCCUUUAGGUCCGAAAGGAGUGGUAAUCGUGUAUGACCUAAAUCCAUCUGCUUUUCA